Rhododendron vialii is the source of this 1077-nucleotide messenger RNA. RefSeq names its product N-alpha-acetyltransferase MAK3. Gene Ontology annotation, molecular function: protein-N-terminal amino-acid acetyltransferase activity. NCBI's taxonomy places the organism in Eukaryota, Viridiplantae, Streptophyta, Magnoliopsida, Ericales, Ericaceae. Gene Ontology annotation, cellular component: NatC complex. Gene Ontology annotation, biological process: N-terminal peptidyl-methionine acetylation. Bases 268 to 861 code for a protein of 197 amino acids. The transcript is spliced from 6 exons. The record is from RefSeq and is a predicted model, not a curated record.
AGGAAAUUUCUUCCCCCUUUAUUCUGACGUAGCCCUAGGGCACAAAGCUUCCUCCCCCUCUCCGGUGUCGACCCGAUCGACCGCCGUCGGGGCCGUUUUCUGAACAAUCAGCUGUCGAAUUAGGGCACCGAAUAAUACACACUUGUCACCAAAAUCUGCUCAAAGUUUAGGACGGUCUCUCCCCUUUGCUUUCGUUUUCCUAUUCUUUCUUGCACUGCAGAUACCCUUUGCUCCUAGCUGUAACCACGGACAGGGGGAGGAGAUUCAAUGGAGUCCAUUGCAACAGAGAAAGAAGGGGAAACAACGAUAGAGUUGGAGGGGUCGGAGAUAGAGUACGUAAGCUAUGGGGGUGAACAUCACCUACCACUUAUCAUGCACCUUGUCGAUGAAGAACUUAGUGAACCCUACUCCAUCUUUACCUACCGUUAUUUCGUUUAUCUCUGGCCACAACUCUCUUUCCUGGCUUUCCAUAGAGGCAAGUGUGUUGGAACUGUAGUUUGUAAAAUGGGAGAGCAUCGCAGAACUUUCCGAGGUUAUAUCGCAAUGCUCGUUGUCCUCAAGCCAUACAGAGGCCGAGGCAUUGCUACAGAACUCGUGACCAGAUCUAUUAAAGUGAUGAUGGAAUCAGGUUGUGAAGAGGUAACCUUGGAAGCAGAAGUUACAAAUAAGGGCGCUCUUGCGUUAUACGGUCGUCUCGGUUUCAUUAGGGCAAAACGCCUUUUCCGGUACUACUUGAAUGGAGUUGAUGCUUUUCGACUGAAGCUGUUAUUUCCCCGCCCUGAGUUACAGACCUCCCUGCAAAUGAUGGCAACCAAGCACGAGAACCAUGAAGAGAGGCACUUGCUGCAAGAAAGCUUGUAAAUGUCAAACUUUCAUGUUGACGCAUCCAAUUUUUCGGGCUAACUGGUUGUCUGAGUAUAUGGGACCCAAUGUUGCAUCAAAAUUGUUGCAUCAUGUUAGGAUCCACGAAUGUUUCAAGUUUCGAUUCUCCAACUUGUGAAAAAUGUUGGGUUUAAGCCACUUACUUGUAUCCUGUUUGUCCCAUUAAAGAAAAGAAGCCGAGACACCGUUUUAUAA